Amphimedon queenslandica is the source of this 961-nucleotide messenger RNA. Its product is annotated as glutathione S-transferase omega-1-like. Gene Ontology annotation, molecular function: glutathione transferase activity; glutathione dehydrogenase (ascorbate) activity. Lineage: Eukaryota; Metazoa; Porifera; Demospongiae; Haplosclerida; Niphatidae. The record is from RefSeq and is a predicted model, not a curated record. Gene Ontology annotation, cellular component: cytoplasm. Bases 87 to 845 code for a protein of 252 amino acids. The transcript is spliced from 5 exons. Gene Ontology annotation, biological process: glutathione metabolic process.
UUACUGGGUGUGGCCUACACUCAGCAAGCCACUAUUUAAAUAGUGAGGAGAAUAGGAGAUUGUUGUGUGCUGUAUCUUAUCACAGAAUGUCUUUAAUAAGGACCAGACCAGAAGAGAAAGGAGCUGAUAUUCCUCUAAGGAUAUACAGCAAUCCUAUUUGCCCCUAUGCUCAGAGGGCCAGACUCAUUGCCGCAUUCAAAGGUGUUAAACAUGAGAUCAUUAACGUUCAUUUGAAGGAGAAGCCCCAGUGGUAUCUUGAUGACAUUAAUCCUUAUGGUCUUGUACCAACGAUUGAGCACAAUGGACAUCUCAUCCGUGAAUCAUUGGUGACCUUUGAAUACAUUGAUGAAGUUUUUGGUGAUAGUCACUCGUGGCCAACUGAUCCAUAUAAAAAAGCACAAGCUAAACUAUUGCUAAGCGAUUUUGGUGAUAGAUUCACUCCUAAUUAUUAUAAGUAUUAUCGUAAUGCUCAAGAUGAAAACACUCCCAAGCUCCUACAGAAGUACUUCAAAUCAGUUGAGGAGCUAAUUGCUCAAAAUGGUGGCCCGUUCAUAUUUGGCAAAAACGUCUCAGCUAUUGAUUUGCUGAUAUGGCCUUGGUUUGAGAGACUACCUGCUCUAUUUACACAUGCACCAGAAUUAAAGACACUGUACAGUGUAGAUAGUGUGCCACUACUCAUUAAGUGGGAUGCUGCAAUGAGAGAGACUGAUGCAGUCAAGAGUACUAUCACUCCAGCUGAGCGUAUGACUGCAUUUCUUGCUAAUGCCCUCAGCAAUGGAGGGAAGCAUGAUUACAGUCUAUUGAAUAUUGACGGUUUGAAAAUAUACACCAAAGAAACAGAGUAACUGAAUGAUAACUGAAUUAUUAAGUAUAAAAAUAUAAAAAUAAUUACUAAAUCAAUAGUUACAUAUAAUAUAGUUUGCCAAUUUUGCUGAUUAAAGAUUAAAAUGAUGUUAUUGUA